Molecule: messenger RNA, 1598 nt
Organism: Pocillopora verrucosa
Lineage: Eukaryota; Metazoa; Cnidaria; Anthozoa; Scleractinia; Pocilloporidae
Product: myo-inositol 2-dehydrogenase-like
Biological process (GO): NADPH regeneration
Cellular component (GO): cytoplasm
Molecular function (GO): oxidoreductase activity; nucleotide binding
Source: RefSeq, a predicted model, not a curated record
CCGAAAGGAUCGAAUGACUCGCGCCGGAAACCGUCCAGCUACGAAAUAAUCAUAAAGAGAAUCCGUAAGUCUUGUAACGUUUUGUCUCUGAACAGUUUGGUAAGACAUAUCUUCACGUUGCCUUGGUUGGGGAACGUCUGCUGUUUCCGUUUUCGGUUUCUGUCGACACUAAAGCUAAGUUGAAUACUAUGAGUCACGGUUCCCGUAUCGGUUUUGUGGUGUUUGGCUUGGGUCGAGCAGGUAUCAUCCAUUCCACGAACCUCAUACGAAACCCACAGGCAACCCUGAAAUGGAUCGUAGAUAUUGACGAAGACAAGGCCAAGAAGUUCGUGAAAGAAAAUUUCACGGAUACACAAGUUAUUGCCCCAUCCGACAUGGACAGAGCGUUACUUGACCCAACCGUGCAGGCUGCAGUGGUAGCCACUCCAACUGACAUGCACGAGGAUAUUGCGAUGCGAUGUUUACGAGCGGGAAAAGCUGUCUUCUGUGAGAAACCAAUUGCUCCUACCUUAGAGGCUAUAGGGAAUUGUUACAAAGAAGCCGACAGCCAACACCUUCCAUUACUGUGCGCUUUCAACAGACGAUUCGAUCCAACAGUUCGGUCUGUGUUCGACAGAGUUCGAAAAGACGACAUUGGCAACAUUCAGGUCGUUAAGACAACCAGUCGGGACUCUCCCCUGCCAUCAGAAGGUUUUCUAAGGAUUUCCGGGGGAAUCUUCCAUGACUGCUGCGUUCAUGACGUAGACGUCAUAUGCUGGAUGCUGGGUGAAGCUCCUCAUACAGUCUUCUGUCUCGCCCAUGCCUUCCAUGCGCACAUCGGAGCCAUGAAUGAUGUAGAUACAGUUGGAGUGGUCAUGAAAUUUCCAAGUGGCGCCAUCGGUCAGAUAGAUCUGUCACGUCAUGCUGUUUAUGGCUAUGAUCAACGUGUUGAAGUAUUUGGAUCUGGUGGAAUGCUCACCAGUGACAAUCAAAGCAGUCUCUGUGCCACCUAUUUUCACGCAAGUGGGAGCACACAGAAUCCCAUCAAAGUUUCCUUUCCACAACGAUAUUCCGAAGCUUAUGAGUUAGAAAUGAAUCACUUUAUCGACGUAAUCAAACGCAAAGAUGACUUGCUCAUCUCCAAAGAUGAUGUACUACGUUCAUUCACCGUCGUGGAAGCUAUUGAGAAGUCUUUCCAGACCGGACAACCAGUCAGUUUAUGAAAAGAGAUGAUUGAUAAGAAAUGAAAUCUGAAAUAUGGCAAUUACUGGUGGUUUUUGGCCAUAUAUUCUGAAAAUUUUAAGCGGUUAAUUUUACUGAUUUUCGUCUUUUCUAGUGGUGAAAAAAUUUACUCAUAACUUCUAAAUGCAGAUUUAGAAGAAGAAGAAGUAAUUUAGAAUUACAUUUAACUAUAAAACAUUGCGAUAAAAUAUUUCUUAAAAGCAUUUUAAGAUUGCCAAAAAACGACGUUUUCGUGCCCAUUCUAUGAACGAUGAAGAUAUAUCGGUCUUAAUAAUAAAGAUGCAGAUUAUGUCAGGUAAGAGACCAGUAUGUCUUCAUUAUUCAUAGAAUGGGUACGGAUCUCAUCAGCAAAGGCAAAGGCGUCAGUGAUUGUUUCU